UGUGUUGUGUUGUGUGUUAGUCUGUCCUGUCUGUGUUGUACUUGUGCUUGUGCAUUGAUCUAAGCACGGCAGAGGCUAACUUAUCAAAUUCUAUUCAGUUCAGAGCAUAGUACCUUAAUAUUGUAUCUUUUUUAGUUUCUUUUAGUAAUAUUUGAUCGUUUUCCGAGUAUGACGGUUCAAAAAAAUACUAAAUUAAGUGAAAACAUGUCUUACAAAACAUGGUGGAUGGUGUUUUCCACAGUGGUUAUUUGUUCUUUUUUAAGCCGUUUCUACAAAGUAGAUGAACCUGACCAUGUUUGUUGGGAUGAAACACAUUUUGGUAAGAUGGGGAGCUGGUACAUCAAAAGAACAUUCUUCUUUGAUGUUCAUCCACCACUUGGAAAGAUGCUGAUUGCACUAGCUGGCUUUCUAACUGGAUAUGAUGGAAACUUUCCUUUUGAAAAGCCUGGAGACAAAUAUGAGAACGUGAACUAUGUUGGAAUGAGAGUAUUCUGUACUUUUCUGGGAGCCUGCAUCCCGCCUCUAGGGUUUCUCACUGUGUGGGAGAUGACUACCUCCUUGGCAGCUGCUUCUUUUGCUGCUCUGCUCAUUCUUUGUGAUGUUGGCAUCCUCACUCUCACUCAGUAUAUUCUGUUGGACCCUAUACUGCUGUUCUUUGUGAUGGGAUCUACUUAUGGAAUGGCAAAAUGCCAUUGUGCCAACAACAAGCCGUUCUCAGUCCAGUGGUGGGCUUGGUUGGUCUUCACUGGAACAAUGAUAGCCUGUGCUGUCAGUGUCAAGUUUGUGGGACUGUUCAUUGUCCUUCUUGUUGGAUUUUGCACCGUUACGGAACUGUGGGAUAUCUUAGGAGAUAUCAGCAGACCUGUGACAUACACAGCCAAGCAUUUCAUCGCCAGAGUAAUUUGCCUCAUAAUUUUGCCAGCUUGCCUCUACAUGUCAUUUUUCUAUAUACAUUUGACAGUACUAAGCAAAAGUGGAAAUGGUGAUGGAUUUUACAGCUCAGCGUUUCAGUCCAAACUUGAAGGCAACACCUUACACAACGCAAGCAUGCCGAGAGAUGUGGCAUACGGAGCCGUAGUUACAUUGAAGAACCACCGUACAGGGGGUGGGUAUCUGCACUCCCACUGGCACCUUUACCCAGAGGGGAUGGGAGCGAGACAACAACAGGUAACCACAUACACUCACAAGGACGAGAACAACAAAUGGUUGAUAAAGAAGUACAACUCGGAUGUAGAAGUGGGCGAGGAAGAUGUAGAAUUGCUGAAGCAUGGGGAUCUAGUCAGGCUGGAACACGUUGUGACACGGCGGAACCUGCAUUCUCAUAGAGAACCUGCGCCUGUCACCAAGAAACACUUCCAAGUCACAGGCUACGGCGAGAAUGGUACAGGGGAUGCCAACGAUGUAUGGAUGGUUCAAGUUGUGGGUGGAGUUGAAGGAGAAGUCAUUCACACUGUUACCAGUAAACUGAGAUUUGUCCACUUCCUGCAACAUUGUAUUCUCACUACUAGCGGCAAACAAUUGCCAAAGUGGGCCUAUGAACAGUCAGAAGUUUCUUGUAAUCCAAAUCUGAGAGACAAAAGUGCUGUUUGGAAUGUUGAAGACAAUAUAUUUGCAAAAUUGCCCAAUGUCAGCUUUGAGGUUUAUGCACCAGGAUUCCUGGAGAGAUUCAUAGAGUCACAUGCUGUGAUGCUGCAGGGGAAUGCUGGCUUGAAACCCAAGGAGGGUGAAGUGACAUCCAGACCUUGGCAGUGGCCUAUAGACUACAGAGGUCAAUUUUUCUCAGGCAGCUCUUACCGCAUAUACUUGCUUGGUAAUCCUGUAAUAUGGUGGUGCAAUAUUGUAUUUCUGGUCAUCUUCCUCCUAGUUUUUCUAUGCAAUGCUGUAAAACACCAGCGAGGAUACCCUAGCCCUCCCCAUAUUGCAAUUUUAGAAGAGAAGAUGAUUGUCAGCAGUGAAUGGUUGUUCUUGGGCUGGUGUUUGCACUAUGUUCCGUUCUGGGCCAUGGGUAGAGUUCUGUAUUUCCAUCACUACUUUCCUGCAUUACUCUUCAGUUCAAUGCUAACAGGAGUUUUGAUUGGCUACGUAUUGGAAGUAAUGCCUUUUCUUCUCCCUGAGAGAAUAGCAGUAUCUAUAUAUCAUUGGCUGACAGGGGUCAUCAUAUCUGCCGUUGUUUACAGUUUUUACCUGUUCGCACCUCUGGCAUAUGGUAUGUCUGGACCUUCUGCUACUGAUCCCAACAGUACAAUGUAUGGCCUGCGGUGGAUGGAGUCCUGGGAGUUUUAAGUUUAUUUUUGUUAAAUCUAGAGAUCAUAUCACCAGACUGCAUAACUAGGAUGUAAAUGAUCUUUGAUACAAAACUUGUUACGAAUCAUGACUAAAAGCUUGUGGGCAACGUUAAAGGUGCAUAGACUGAACCACCAUUUCAUUCUACCUAUGUUACUUUCUGAUCAGUCCUUGUAUUACUCAGCCAAUCACAAAAUUAGGCUUUUAAAAACCAGAGGUUGACAUCCAUUGUUUGAGUCACUCAGAUCAAACACAUAUAAUCCUUUUGAUCCAUGCUGUGAGUGGAUAGAAAAGAUACGCUUCGUUGUCUCCCAUGACUUAAUCAGAGUUUAGGGCUUUGAUAGGACAUUUCUACUCAAAAUGAAUGAACUAAAAAGUUAAGUUUUAGGUCUGGCAGACCUUGGAUUUCUGGUGACUUCAUAAAAGUUAUUAUUUGUCUAUGAUCUAAGAUGAUUUGUCUACAUCCAAUAUUUCAUACUGUGGACAAAGGCUAUUAUUAUCAUUUAAAUUAAGAAAAACUUUUUAUAGAUUUAACAAAUACCAUUUCACUGACUUUAUAAAACCUGUUGAAACUAUGCUGAUCAGUAACAAAUUGCCAAUGAAAAUUCCUUGUUAAUAAUUUAAUUAUAGUCUUACGUUUGAAGGGUUUUAUCCUCACAUUUAUUGUGACCUCUUACCUAGACAGUCUUAGAUAAGUUUUCUAAGGGGAAGUUGGUUAAAUUUUCACUACUUUAUAGAUAAGGAUAAUUUAUCUAAUUUUUUUUUUUUUUUUUUGUAAGCCAGUAACAUAAACUGGAAUAUUAAAAGAUACAAGAUCACUUAGUUCCUCUAAUUCAGAAGAUUUUUUAUGGCUUUCCUUACAAAAUUGUCAAAGAUAUUGCUCCAUACAUUAAUACCGUACUGUAAUACUGGAAUGGCGAACAUACGAAGGUCAGUAUUUUAAGCCAAGUAUGAAUGGAGAUGUGUGUUAUAGAAACUUUAAAUUACCUAGUUAAUAUUGCCUUAUUAAAUUACACAUUUCCAAGUUGUCUGAAAAUAUGCAAAACAGUGAAAAUCUUCUGGAAAUCGGGAAGAACAUACCACCAAUGCUGGAAAUCGGGAAGAACAUACCACCAAUGUAAUAACAAAGUUGUCCCGAGUUUGUUUUUUAUUGCAAACACUAAAAAAAACUGUGUAUUAAAAUCACACACUUCUUUCUGUUA
Macrosteles quadrilineatus (aster leafhopper) is the source of this 3485-nucleotide messenger RNA. It is a transcript of the gene twisted, whose product is annotated as protein O-mannosyl-transferase 2. Gene Ontology annotation, cellular component: endoplasmic reticulum; membrane. Gene Ontology annotation, biological process: protein O-linked glycosylation via mannose. Bases 169 to 2283 code for a protein of 704 amino acids. Lineage: Eukaryota; Metazoa; Arthropoda; Insecta; Hemiptera; Cicadellidae. Gene Ontology annotation, molecular function: dolichyl-phosphate-mannose-protein mannosyltransferase activity. The transcript has 18 exons. The record is from RefSeq and is a predicted model, not a curated record.